This is a messenger RNA of Protopolystoma xenopodis, 1791 nucleotides long. Lineage: Eukaryota; Metazoa; Platyhelminthes; Monogenea; Polystomatidea; Polystomatidae. The record is from the annotation of a GenBank genome assembly.
GUCACCAAAUGUAGCAUGGGUUUCGGUGACAUAAUAGCCAAUUCUUCUGGUGCCACUGCCGGCGGCCACAGCAGCCAUACGAACAGUCACACCAACAGCGGCAGCAACAGCAGCAACCACAGCAGCAGCAACAGCAACAUCAGCAGCAACAACAACAGUGGUAUCGGCCCCGGCCAUGGGAUGACCAAUGGGCUGAGCGGCCUUGGCGGACCUGGAGCCAGCGGUGGGAUAGGCGGAGGUGGCGGCGGUAGUUGUGGCGGCAGUGCAGGCGCCACUGGAGUCGUCUCACGUGAAGUGAUGCGCGCUUAUCUGGCAGACAGACGGGAUCAGGUGCUUGUGAUUUUACACGCAAAAGUGGCUCAAAAAUCAUACGGCACUGAGAAGCGCUUCUUCUGCCCACCGCCUUGUGUCUACCUGCGCGGUGAAGGCUGGUCCCUGAAACAGCAGGCCCUUUACGAGGCGGAUGCACGCAUCUCUGGACAGACCGCCAACUCCACUUCUGCAUACCACCAGCUCCAACGACCCACUAGUAGCCUUCUUGCUCAGACCGGUCAACUUUCCUCUGACGUGCCUCAGGUGAGAGUCAAGGUCGCUCUGAUGCAUGUUUUUCUUUUGUUUUUUCCUGACGAUAUUAAUGAGAUCAAUUACUCGGACAAGCGCAAGCACUUCAUGCUUACAGUAAAAAUGUUCUAUUCAAACGGGAAGGAUGUUGGACAAUUUUAUUCUAGAAGAAUAAAGGUUAUCUCGAAGCCUAGCAAAAAGAAGCAGUCAUUGAAGAAUACUGACCUCUGCAUUGCCUCCGGCACCAAGAUUGCCUUAUUUAAUCGGCUGCGCUCACAAACAGUCUCAACGCGCUACCUUCACGUGGAGCAGGGUAGCUUUCACGCCAGCUCCAGUCGUUGGGGUGCAUUUACAAUUCAUUUGCUGGCUGACGAUGAGUCGGAGGCUGAGGAAUUCACUGUCCAAGACGGCUUCAUUCACUACGGACAUACCGUGAAGUUGGUUUGCUCCGAAACGGGCAUGGCGUUGCCAAGACUGAUCUUGCGCAAGGUUGACAAGACUACAGUGCUGCUGGAUGCCGACGACCCCGUGAGCCAGCUUCAUAAAUGUGCUUUCCAUUUAAAGGAUACGGAUCGCAUGUACUUGUGUCUGUCGCAAGACAAGAUCAUCCAGCACCAGGCUGUGCCAUGCGAUGACGGUCCUGGCAAUCGAGAAACCCUGAAUGACUCUGCUGCCUGGACCAUCAUUAGUACUGAUAAAGCCGAGUACCGCUGGUUUGAAGCUAGCUCUCUCCGCGUUGCAGGAGACUCCCUAACUGCGCCACACCCCACUCUUCUCUCUGCCUCAUCUUCCUCCACCUCUUCCACUUCUUCCACUUCCUCUUCCUCCUCAUCCGCCUCUGUCUCCUCCUCUUCGUCCGCCCCAUCUGUCCCCGCAAUCGGCCAUCAGCAAACACUGCCGGUCCAAUCCUCCCAUCAUCAGCACCACCAUCAGUCCACAGUUAGUUUCGUGGUGCCUCAGCCCACUGGGCUACCUGUAACCCCGGUUCCACUGGUGCGCGACUUGCGUGUCAACGGCGGAGGCGAUGUGGCAAUGGUGGAGCUGGCGGGAGAAAACUUCAGUCCCAGCCAGCAGGUCUGGUUCGGUGAUGUUCCAGCGCAGACAUUCUAUCGUUGCGAAGAGUUAAUGCUUUGUUUUGUGCCCGAUAUUGCAGAGUUUCAUCGCGAAUGGACGCAUGUACAGGAGCCACUUGAGGUGGGACUUCCUCUUUCUCUAUACUCCCUCAUUUAA